AUGAAGUUCAUUACUCUCGCUCCUUCUGUCCUGGCUCUAGCCACGGGGAUACUGGGUAUGCCUUCUUUAGCACUCAAGCGUAACCCAACCGGCUCCUUUGGUCUAGUUGCAUACGGCAUCGAGAAGCACCCCAUCGCCGUUUUUUACUCCGACGGCCUCGCAGAUGCCGGCGACUCCUCCAAAUGGACCCACGGAUCCCUCACUACAGAGGUCAGCUCCGAUGACCUGAUACUCGACAGCAACACGCUACUCUACAUCCUCACCACGGAUGGCGAGGCCACCCCCGUCGGCUUCACCGGGAAUGGACGGGAAACUCCUGCAAAUGCGACGACGGAGAACUUUAUUUUUUUUAUGGGAGUUUCCUCGCGUGGUUGCAGACUGAUAGGACCCUGGCCAGCUCGUUUCGGAUGA
Messenger RNA from Penicillium chermesinum, 411 nucleotides. RefSeq lists its product as uncharacterized. The transcript has 3 exons. Lineage: Eukaryota; Fungi; Ascomycota; Eurotiomycetes; Eurotiales; Aspergillaceae. The record is from RefSeq and is a predicted model, not a curated record. The coding region runs from base 1 to 411 and encodes 136 amino acids.